AUGGAUUCAUCACUUCCCUCUAAAAGGCUACUCUUGAACUCUGGUUCCUCGAGAAAAUCGACGAAUUUUCACCCAGGAAAGAGGGAAAAAUACUCACGUGGAUCUUCUUCCUCCAAGAGAGAAUUUGAAGCUGGUGAUCAUGAAGUUCCAAGUGGACCAAACCCUAUUUCCAACAAUGUAUAUCCAGAGACAAAUCUUUAUUUAUACAUAUAUGUAUGCUCUGCAGCGCUGCGUGUCGAAAGGGCAAUAUGUGAUUGCUGCUUGGGUGUCGAUAAGAAGUUGGCAUUGGUGGGAAUGGCUGCAGCGACGAAGGUAGUUGCUGGUGAUAGGGAUUGUUUGUUGGAGUAG
This is a messenger RNA of Fraxinus pennsylvanica, 348 nucleotides long. The record is from the annotation of a GenBank genome assembly. NCBI's taxonomy places the organism in Eukaryota, Viridiplantae, Streptophyta, Magnoliopsida, Lamiales, Oleaceae.